AUGCCGAGAUCGUGCUGCAGCCGCCCAGGGGCCCUGCUGCUGGCCUUGCUGCUUCAGGCCUCCAUGGAAGUGAGUGGCUGGUGCCUGGAGAGCAGCCAGUGUCAGGACCUCACCACGGAAAGGUCUGGGGCGCGCAGGGGCGGAGCGCGCAGGCGCCGCGCGGGGGCGGGGCUGCAGGACGGGGCGGCCCUAACCCCGCGCUCGCCGCCCUCCCUGCAGGCGUGCAUCCGGGCGUGCAAGCCGGACCUCUCGGCCGAGACGCCCGUGCUCCCCGGCAACGGCGACGAGCAGCCGCUGACCGAGAACCCUCGGAAGUACGUCAUGGGCCACUUCCGCUGGGACCGGUUCGGCCGCCGGAAUGGCAGCGCGGGCCAGAAGCGCGAAGAGGAAGAGGUCGCGGUGGGCGACGGCGGCCCCGGGCCCCGCGGCGAUGGCGGGGAGCUGGGCCUGCGCGAGGGCAAGCGCUCCUACUCCAUGGAGCACUUCCGCUGGGGCAAGCCCGUGGGCAAGAAGCGACGCCCCGUGAAGGUGUACCCCAACGGCGCCGAGGACGAGUCGGUCGAGACCUUCCCCCUCGAGUUCAAGAGGGAGCUGGCCGGGGAGCGGCCGGAGCCGGCGCUCGGCCCCGAGGGCCCGGCCGACGGCGCCGCGGCCCUGCCCGACCUGGAGUAUGGCCUGGUGGCAGAGGCCGAGGUGGCCGAGAAGAAGGACGAAGGGCCCUAUAAGAUGGAGCAUUUCCGCUGGGGCAGCCCGCCCAAGGACAAGCGCUACGGCGGCUUCAUGACCUCGGAGAAGAGCCAGACGCCUCUGGUGACGCUGUUCAAAAAUGCCAUCAUCAAGAACGCCCACAAGAAGGGCCAGUGACGUGCAGCGGGGCCAGAGGCUUCUCUUCCCAGGAAGUCGACCCUAAGGCCCCUUCUCCUCCCCUGCCCUCCUGCCGCCUCCCAGCCUGGGUGUGCUACUCGCUCAGGCCGUGAUAGCCCCAGAUGGUCAGCCUCUUUUAAAGCUGCCUGUAGUUAGGAAAUAAAACCUUUCAAAUUUC
Molecule: messenger RNA, 1042 nt
Organism: Neofelis nebulosa (Clouded leopard)
Lineage: Eukaryota; Metazoa; Chordata; Mammalia; Carnivora; Felidae
Gene: POMC
Product: proopiomelanocortin
Exons: 2
Coding region: 1-864 (287 amino acids)
Cellular component (GO): extracellular region
Molecular function (GO): hormone activity
Source: RefSeq, a predicted model, not a curated record